AUGACCAAGAACGACGCCGAACGGCAGCCGACCGCCCAGUUGGGAAGGCAAGAGGUCGAAUCUGACCACGGUCGCCCCGAGACAGAGCGCCAGCGUCAGCAGCCUACGGUACGAACACGGGCCCAGCGUCGCCCGUCGACCCGGGAGCGCGUGGGAAAUACUGUGACGGUUAGGGGGGAGGACGAGACCAACGAUUCCCGAGAAGACACCGACGAACCCGUUCGGUUAGAUGAUUGGGACCAGCGAGUUUUACCAUCAAUAGAUAUUGAUGGGCCGACACGCAAAACCAACGAGGCUCCUCUUUCCGAGGAAGAACACCAGAUGAUAGUAGACGAAUUGGAAGAUCGCAUUGCCCAUAUGCAGGACCAAAUCGAUUUACUAAACAACACCAAGCAAGAAAACGAGGCCACCAUUUCGCGCCUGCUCCGCGAAGCCCGUUCCCGACGAGAAACUACCGCGAUUACUAUUGGUACCGGUUCCGGUGGUUCGCACCACAAAUCCCGCGUAAAGGAUCCUCCGACAUUCUCUAAUAACCCCGACAAAGACGAGGUUACUUUCGAGGUUUGGCACCGCCGGAUCGAGAACAAGUUGUUGCUUGACGGAGCGCAUUAUCCCACCGAUGCAGAUAAGAGCGCCUACGUCGAGUCCCGUCUCGCAGGUGACGCCGCCGACACCUUGCUCCCUUACCUCAACGAUACCCAUCCCGAUCAGAUCACCACGUACGACGGUAUAAUGUGCCAUUUGCGCGGGGAAUACAAGGAUACCAAACUCGAGGAUACAGCGCGGGACGAAUUGGACAAGCUGAUUAUGUCGACGAAGGACAAGUUUAUGAUUUUCAAGAACAAAUUCGUCAAACUGGCAGGUCAGAGCGGCCUUCCGAAGCGAAGCUGGAAGCGGGAAUUGCACCGCCGCCUACCUACCAACUUGCGAGUCGCAAUGGUUAUAUACCACCAGGAUACCAACGUCUCUUUUGACGCCUACGUCCGUACGGCCGAUGGCAUCUCCUAUGACCUCACCAAAGCCUACGCCUCGCGGACCGAAGAUAAGAAUAAGACCAAGACCACCUCGAUCAAGAAGACCACAGGAGGGUCUGUUAUUCCACGUGCUGGAGGACCAGCCCGGACCACCGGAGGCGCUGUUGACGAGGGACAGAAGGGCAAACUGAGUGUGGAGGAGAUGCGUGGACUUAUCCGGACAGGCAAAUGUUUCCAAUGCCGUGAACCGGGCCACAUUAGCAGGAACUGCCCCAACAGACACCGGUCGCCCCACCAUUUCCGAGGACCGAGUUAA
This is a messenger RNA of Pyricularia grisea, 1290 nucleotides long. RefSeq lists its product as uncharacterized. Bases 1 to 1290 code for a protein of 429 amino acids. The transcript has 2 exons. NCBI's taxonomy places the organism in Eukaryota, Fungi, Ascomycota, Sordariomycetes, Magnaporthales, Pyriculariaceae. Gene Ontology annotation, molecular function: zinc ion binding; nucleic acid binding. The record is from RefSeq and is a predicted model, not a curated record.